Molecule: messenger RNA, 3886 nt
Organism: Platichthys flesus (European flounder)
Lineage: Eukaryota; Metazoa; Chordata; Actinopteri; Pleuronectiformes; Pleuronectidae
Product: protein jagged-1a-like
Exons: 20
Coding region: 233-3163 (976 amino acids)
Biological process (GO): establishment or maintenance of epithelial cell apical/basal polarity; cell communication; Notch signaling pathway
Cellular component (GO): plasma membrane; protein-containing complex
Molecular function (GO): Notch binding; calcium ion binding
Source: RefSeq, a predicted model, not a curated record
CAUCGGGUCGGGCUCAAACUGCUCCCCGGGAUCCAGCUCCUAUCCCUCGGCCUCAGCGGGUUGCGUGUUACGGAGAGAGACGCGGCAGAGAGACAGAGAUUCCAGGGUUCCUGGAUCAGUUGGUUCUGGAUCACUUCUCAGAUCCUGAAGCGGUUACUCGUUUUAUCUGGAGGGAUUCGAACCCAGACACAAGGCUCACAAAGACAUCCACUGAAGCUGCAGCCUCAGCAGCAUGUCCCUGCCCCGGAGCUCGGUCCUCUCGCUCUUCCACCCGCUGUUCCGCCUCCCGCUGCUCCUCGUGCUGCUCCUCUGUGCGGGGGUCCAGGUCUCUUCAGCUUCUGGACGCUUUGAGCUUCACAUUCUGUCGAUGCAGAAUGUAGGCGGGCGCCUGCAGAGCGGCGCCUGCUGCGAUGGAGCCCCGGACGUGACGGAGGAGCUUUGCACCCUGGACGGAUGUGACACCUUCUUCCGGGUGUGUCUGAAGGAGUUCCAGCUGAAGGUGUCCUCGGGGCCCUGCAGCUUCGGCAUCGCCUCCACGCCCGUGCUCGGUGGGAAUAGCUUUUCAUUGCCCAACACCAAGCGUGACAAGUCCAGGAUCGUGUUGCCGUUCAGCUUUGCGUGGCCGAGGUCGUACACGUUGAUAGUGGAAGCUUUGGACUUCAACAAUGACUCCUCCUCUAAUGCGAUCGAGAGGGCCGUCCACUCGGGGAUGAUCAGACCGAGCCGUCAGUGGCAGGACCUGAACCAUAACGGCCCAGUGGCUCAGUUCAGCUUCCAGGUCCGCCUCAGCUGCGACGAGCACUACUUCGACUUCGGCUGCAACAAGUUCUGCCGGCCCCGAGAUGACUUCUUCGGACACUUUGAGUGUGACCACAACGGCAACAAGACGUGCCUGGAGGGCUGGUCCGGUCCGGACUGUAACACAGCGAUGUGUCGACCCGGCUGCAGCACAGACCACGGCUCGUGUAAAGCUCCUGGAGAGUGCAGGUGUCUGUAUGGAUGGCAGGGUGAUUACUGUGAUCAGUGUAGCUCUCACCCCGGCUGUGUUCACGGCAGCUGUGUGGAGCCGUGGCAAUGUCUGUGUGACACCAACUAUGGAGGACAGCUGUGUGACAAAGAUCUAAACAUGUGUGGGACACGGCAGCCAUGUUUGAAUGAAGGAGCCUGCAGUAACACGGGACCUGAUAAAUACCACUGCUCCUGUCCCGACGGAUUCUCCGGGGUCAACUGUCAAAGCGCCGACAACGGCUGUCUGUCCAACCCCUGUGUGAAUGCGGGCCGCUGUGUGGAAACCAGUCAGGGGUUCGAGUGUCGCUGUUCCCCAGGCUGGACCGGACCCUCCUGCUCCAUCAAUGUGGACGAAUGUCUGGUGAACCCCUGCGGUCAUGGAGGAACCUGUCAGGACCUGGUCAAUGGUUUGAAGUGCAUCUGUCCUCCUCAGUGGGUGGGAAAGACCUGCCUCAUAGAUGCCAACGAGUGCAACGACGACCCCUGUGUCAACGCCAACUCCUGUCGGAAUCUGAUUGGCGGAUACUUCUGCGAGUGUGUCCUCGGUUGGACGGGCCAGAACUGCGAUAUGAGAGAAGGUCUUUGUGACGAGUCGACCUGUAACAACGGAGGAACUUGUUACGAUGAAGGCGACACCUUCCGGUGUGUUUGUGCUGUCGGCUGGGACGGAGACACGUGUAGCACCGCAAAGAACGGCAGCUGCCUGUCACGUCCCUGUGAGAACGGAGGCACCUGCGUGGUGGACGGAGAGGACUUUACCUGCGUCUGUAAGGAAGGCUGGGAGGGCGCCACCUGCAGCCACAAUGCCAAUGACUGCGGUGCUCAUCCCUGUUACAACAGUGGGACGUGUGUGGACGGAGACAACUGGUAUCGAUGUGAAUGUGCUGCAGGGUUCACCGGCCCAGACUGCAGGAUCAACGUCAACGAGUGCCAGUCGUCACCCUGCGGCCUCGGCGCCGCCUGCGUGGAUGAAAUCAACGGUUACCGCUGCAUGUGUCCACCAGGGAGCAGCGGUGCCCACUGCCAGGAAGUGAUGGGGGGGUCCUGUGUGUUCGAUGGGCUGGUGGCUCUGGAUGGAAGCACAUGGGACGAAGACUGCAACACCUGCCACUGCCACAAGGGGACAAUCACCUGCUCUGAGCUUUGGUGCGGACCGAAACUUUGUAGCUUCCAGGGUCCGACUCAUGGCUCAGAGUGUCCGGCCGGUCAGACCUGCAUCGCAGUCCCGAACGAGCGCUGCUUUGUCCAGCCCUGCCGCAGCCAGGGGGAGUGCUGGAGCCCCGCCCACAGGGCCCCGCCCACAGCCAAGUGUCACCCAGAGAACAGCUGCACUAACGUCACCAUCUCCUUCAACAAGGACGUCAUGGCAAAGGGUGUGACGGUGGAGAGGGUUUGCCGAGAGCUCAGGACCCUCUACGUUGUCCAGAACCUAUCGUCGGACUCUUCAAUCUCUAUGACCUGCGAGCCCUCGCUCAGCAGCAGCAACGAGAUCCAUGUUGUCAUCUUGCCAGAUAACCAGGACGGAGGUAUGACAUUCGUCAGGGAGAUCACCGACAGGAUCCUGGAUCUGGUCAGCAAGAGGAAGGCCAACAGCAGCAUCAUCGGUGCCAUCGCCGAGGUCCGCGUGCAGCGACGACAGAGCCGCCCCAACGACCUGCUGGUGCCCUUGCUGGUCUCAGUGGCGAUCGCCAUCUGGGUUUUGUCGGUUGCUUCGAUGUUGCAACGGAGCUUGAAAAGGCGGAGGAAGCAGAGCGUCCACUCUGCGGUCAGCAUCCAGGCCUCGUUAUCUUCAGCAGCCACAGCGGAGGAAAACAACGCCCUCCACAACAGCGUCAGCGCCGCCCGCGACCAGCUCAACCACAUCAAGAACCUCGUUGAGAAAAACCCUACAAGCCACCAUCACCACCUCCACAAGGACAAGAACUCCGUCAACGCCAAGUUCAGGAAGUCAGACACCGGGAGCCAAUCAGGCAAUGACGAGGUGGACAAGAGGCUUCAGAAGGGAUGGUUCCCCGGGGCGCCACCAGCGUACUUGCUGGUAGACUGGGAGGAAUGUCCCCCCAAUCUUCCUACAGGCUCAAAACUCUGGACGUACAAAAAGGACAACUGGCUGCUGCAGUCGCAGAGCGUCAGAAGGGCGGAGCUUAACGUUUAACUAACCAAUCAGACACUUGAAUAAGUUACAGGAAACAGGGUUUCCUUUGAACCCUUAAUGUGCAACAUCACUUUCAUUCACAUGUCACUGCUGAUAGGCCAAUUUAUUCAUGGGGAAUGUUAUUGUAUAGAUGUGUAAAUAAUUUUGUAUUAAUCAUUAUGUAUAUGUAUAUGUAUGAUUUAUUAACUUAAUCCUCAGGAGCCUUCAGAUAUUUCCUUUAAUUUAUCAGUUCCAAGUUGGCAGCUUUAUAAACUGUUUAUUUUCAUAAAAACCCAAAGUUUUCUUGAAAGAAUAGUUUAUUUUUAGCCGUUCGGGUUUGGGGAAAUUUGUGCCUCAAUUUGAAGGUUUUAUACAAUUGUGUGUUGACAGCGUGUAGUUGGUUCCAGGGUCGUGUGUUGUAUUGUACAUGCGUCACUGGAGGCGGGGAUACACAUGCAAUGGUCUCUGUACACAUAAAUAUAUAUAGACUUUCUGAAGGAAUACUUUCUUUUUAAAUAAUUUCAAUUGUUUGACGAGUGUAAAAUAAAAGAACAGGCUUUGAAUCCUGUUUCUAGGCGUCUGUAAUAAUGGAAUCAAACCUGCGUGACGGAAGUGCUGCAGAGCCGUUACGUGACAUGCUUCCUGUUGAUUGGAGGAGAACACGGCUGGGAAACCAUCUUGGCUCCUUCAUCUUUUCACUUCAGUUUCUUUCGGACCUUGGAAAAUUAAAGUCUUCGUGAUGUU